This is a messenger RNA of Umbelopsis ramanniana AG, 4065 nucleotides long. RefSeq lists its product as uncharacterized. The coding region runs from base 37 to 3870 and encodes 1277 amino acids. Gene Ontology annotation, cellular component: chromatin; cohesin complex; nucleus. Gene Ontology annotation, molecular function: chromatin binding. The transcript is spliced from 18 exons. Gene Ontology annotation, biological process: sister chromatid cohesion. NCBI's taxonomy places the organism in Eukaryota, Fungi, Mucoromycota, Umbelopsidomycetes, Umbelopsidales, Umbelopsidaceae. The record is from RefSeq and is a predicted model, not a curated record.
CGAGAACGCGUCCACUUUCUUUCCAGUUAUCAAAAAAUGGGCACUGCUCUAAAGGAGAACGUACUUCGUCGAUCUCGUAGACAGCCAGCCAGCCAGCAAAAGGCUACCACCGAAAAAAAUGUCGAAAAAUCGACACCAACUUCGGAUAAUGAGUCUGAAUCCGAGGUGGAUGAGUUGAUGGAUACGGACAACAGCAGUAGUAGCGACAGUGAAGGAGGCGUGCGUGCCGGCAACGUCAGAACCACAAUAGAAAACAAACAGCGAAAAAAGCGAUUGGCUAAAACUACUCUUCCUGAGUCGCCUUCUGACGGUUUUCAAGAAUUGGACGAGGAGGACGAUAUCCAUUCUCUUUACGGUCAAUUACUAGCUCAUAAUUUGACGCUGGACAAUGUUAUUGAGGAAUGGAUUGAAAAGUACAAGGGUCCUGAAAAAAUGGAUGCUGUACACGACCUGAUCAAUUUUAUCACUCGCAGCUGUGGAACCAAAGAAAAGGUGGAUCCGAAAGCCAUUGAGGAUGAUGACUAUAUCGUGGAAGCUUUGCAGAACUUGGAGAAGAAGAUUGCCUCUGAUCGUUACACGGAAUAUCCCAUUGCCUCCAAGUUACGUGUAUUCAAGACACUGAAAACCGACUUGAUCGCUUUUUGGAAGAAGUUAAUUGAAGAAUGUCAAUACGACAUCAUUUAUGAUGGGCUACUGAUCGAGACUCUUCAGGCAUGGCUUGCGACAAUGUCAAGCUCCACGUUCCGCCCGUUCCGUCAUACAGCGACAAUGAUUGCACUAAAUUUGAUAUCUGCCUUAUCCGCUGUUGCAAACAGAGCUGUUCAAGAGAAGAAGAUUGCGAACAGGCAAUUAGGAGCUGAACGACGUAAAACUAGCAAUGGUAACGCUACCGAAAGACUGAAAAUGUUGCAAGAAAAAAGCAAGACUCUAGCAAAUAAGGAAGUCCGUCUAAAUGGCUACAUAAAGCAUUACUUUGAUUCAGUUUUUGUUCAUCGAUGUCGUGACGUGGAAGCAAUCAUCCGGACGGAAUGCAUUAAGCACCUCGGAGAAUGGAUGGAGCAAUAUCCUUCCUAUUUCCUAGAUAACAACUACCUACGUUACAUUGGCUGGUUAUUGAAUGACAAGUCAAGUAAUGUCCGUGCGGAAUCAAUCAAAGGCAUCAUUGCGCUGUACGAAAGAGAGGCCAAUGCAACGACAAUGGAGCCAUUCAUGCAGAGGUUCAAGACCAGAAUGAUGGAAAUGGCUCUCUAUGAAGUAGAUCAGCCAAUCCGCAUACAAGCUAUUCGAUUGUGCGUUUCUCUGGCCGAAAACAGCAUUUUGGAACCGAAUGAGUGUGCUGAACUAGGCACAUUGGUGUUCUCGGAUUUACCCAAAGUACGAAACGCUAUUACCCCACUUAUUCAUUUGACUCUCGAAAACAAUUAUGUCAAUCCCAAAUUGGAGGAAGCAAAAGCAAAAGCGGCAACACUGCCGCCAGCUAGAACAGCUGGUGGAAGAACACGCGGUGUAGCAUCGGAACCAGUGGUCGAUAAGAACGCCAUCGAGUUUAAAUGUUUGGCGACCAUUUUGCUAGAAUAUAGCAAGGCCAGUCAAGUGGUGAAAAAGCCCAAGAAUAACACAGAGGCUGACGAUUCAGAGUCUGUAGAUAAUGGCAUGGAACUGGACACACGAAGUGACCCCAUUCAACAAUCUAGCGAUAAAAUCAAUAUUGACCCCCUUUCGAAAGGUGUAUCCAAUGAUGAAGACAGCCGAAUCGCACAGGCUAUAACAUCUUUGGCUCCGGCUAUUCCAAUCCUUCGGGAGUGGAAAGCCUUGGUAGAUUUUUUACUGAAAGAUUAUUCAUCGGCAGCGUCAUCCGAACCUGAUGCCAUUAAUAACCUUCAGCAAUACUACCAGCUUACAGAUGACGAGGAAUAUGUGCUGAUUGAAGCUUUGAUUGCUGUGGUAACCUUAUGCGUUGAACCCUCAGCUGAGCGAAGAUCCAAAUCCAAGAAGAAGACAACGGCUGAUGAAGAAACAAAAAACAAUGUCUCUCGGUACAUUGCACAAAUGCUGACACGCUUGAUGUCAAAAUAUGCUGCUGAUGCCAAUAUAAUUGCAAAGAUUUUGAUAUUACCGCAGCUCAUUAGCUUAUCAGCAUACACCGACCUUCGAAUGCCCAAAGCAUAUGAGCAAUUGUUGGAGGACGUCAAGAAAAUGUUUGUUCGACACACUACAUCACAAGUUCACCUAAACGCGGCCUUGGCAAUAAAGCGCUUAACAUCGUUUGAGAGCAUGGCAUCAGCCACAGAAGCGAGCCUGAACGAAUUCCGGGAUGAGCUGGCCAUUCUGUUCAAACGAACUUUUGCUGAAAAGGAUUUGCAAGCUACAAAGUUUUCGGAAAAUGAUAUCCACACAUUUACCAUUGCGCUUUCCCGAUACCAGCGAAUCAUUGAGGUCAUGGACAUCACUGACAUGUUUGAAGAGAACUUUUCAAAGGAUACGUUGAAUAUUCAAGUUGUCCUUUUGCUUUUGGAACGAGGAAAACUAGGACAUCCCGAAGAAACAGUGAUGGUGGUGUCCGCAGCGACCAUCUUGUUCCAGUAUUUGGCAUGGAAGAGCUAUCAAGUGCUUGCUGACACAUCAAGCGUUCCCUUAUCUAGACUUAUCGCUAUUCGAAAUGAUGUUAUCCACACUUUGACCGAUCUUGCACUGAACAAUGAAUUAUCUCAGGCAGUGGACAGUAUUAGGCGCUUGUCUUUCCAAAUGUUUGUUGACCUCCACUGGCUGUUCUCGAAUGAACAAUUCAAAAUCAUACGCAGCGCCGAUGGCUCCUCUCUAAUGCUGAGAUCCGCGCCAAACGUGCAGGUCUCUGCAUCACAAUAUGUUGAGCAAGAGUUGGAUAGGUGGGGGCAGAAUUAUAGCACACAAGAUAACGAAGACGAUAGCGACGAUGACGAAACAAGAGAGAAUAAUGAACAAUCAUCCUCUCCACUCUCGGAUCCCAAAAAACAAUAUGAACUAUUGACUCCAGUAGCUGCCUUUGCUAAAGCCAUUUUGCUGGGAAUAUUCGACACACACCUUGCCGUGAAGGUCAUUAAGCGAUAUCGAAGCUUGGGCCCUGAGCUUGACGAAGCGAUCAAGGCUAUGAUUUUUUCCAUCAAGGACAACUUGAACACUGUUCCUGACUCCAAGGUAGCACAAGACACUCUAUCAAUGUACUUUGAUGCUUUGAAAGAGCCACAGCUUGACAAACCUCUCCAACUAGCAAGACUCUUGGCGGGCUCUAUAAAGGCAGCCGACAGUGAUCCUUUCCAUAAAACGUCACCAGACCACUUGACCGACAAAAUCCACAUUGCUGGCGUCACGUACUGUCUCUCAAAAGCUGGAGGAUACAGCAAGAUCAAUGACCAGGAAUCCAAAGCGACUUGCCUCAAGUUUUUCAAGCUUCUUACUGUGUUUUCACCACUGUUAACAAGGGCAAGAGAUGUCGCCAAGAUUCGUAGACAGAUUGACUCAUUGAUGGAGGAACAUGGGUUAACUGUGGAAGCAGAUGGAAAGGAGUGGGAUACUUACACUGCAUAUCUUUCCAGCAUCGACACAGUACUUCAAAAGAAAGGCCUUCGUUAUGAUUCAAGCAACAAGGUGAAUACUGGUAGUAAUCAACGUCAUCUUAUCGAUGUGGACCAAAACCUGCCAGAGGAAAUUGAGAGGUUGCAACCACAGGUAGUCGAUGUAGAUGACGGAAGCGGUGAAGAUAGCGACGACGAGCGUCUCCAACGAAAGAGUAAAGCAAGCAAACUAUCCCAACGAGGAACCAAGCGGAAGGCAGACACUAGCAGUAAACAGGAUGCCAAGCAGAUUCGUUUGUCCAGGAUGGUGGAGAAAUAAAUUCGUUGGCAAUAGUAACAUAGUAUACCAAAAUAACUAUCCAACUGAAAAUAAAAAUUAUGGAUGGAAGAAGGCAUUUUUAUGACGUUAAAUGAAGGUUACGUAGAGUAACCUUGGGCUCAGAAUCUCACAGAACAUUGUAUGUAUUCUAUUCGGAAGCGCGAACGGCUGCGCACGAAAUGAAUAAAUUAAUGG